AAAAAUAAAAAAAAACUUGUAAACAUCACCGAAAAUUUUCGUUCCUGUUUUACAUAAAUUUUCUUCAAAAAUUAUGUCCACAAAUUCCCAAAUUGACAGUGCGACAACUGAAGAAGAACGAAGAAAGCAUCGUUACAGAGGAGGAGCUUUCUUAGGUCUUGUCGGCGGUGUAGCAGCUCUCUUUGGAUUCUCUCGAACUCUAGGCCGAGCAAAGCGUGAUGAAGCCGCAUUCAUUGCCAAGGGUGGCCGGGAAACAAUGAUUCUAAUGGAUGCUGGAUCAGCUCUCGCUUUACGUGCUCUUGGUUAUGGGACUCUAUAUGCAUUUCUAGGAACAGGAGCAUUCUGUUAUGGCGUAUGGAAACUAUCAGGAGCAAAAAAUAUGGAUGAAUUUCGUCACAAAAUGGGCUCUGGCCUACCGAGACUAACUAAAACUGAUCCACCAACAAGUCGAACAGAAUUCGAAGGAUUGACCGACUUAAUGAAAUAUUUAGCUGCUUGGGGAAAAGAAUAAAACAACUGCCUUUUUACUUAUCAACUA
Messenger RNA from Episyrphus balteatus (marmalade hoverfly), 538 nucleotides. Its product is annotated as transmembrane protein 242. The transcript is spliced from 3 exons. Bases 74 to 511 code for a protein of 145 amino acids. NCBI's taxonomy places the organism in Eukaryota, Metazoa, Arthropoda, Insecta, Diptera, Syrphidae. The record is from RefSeq and is a predicted model, not a curated record.